UAGAUUACCGUGCUAAAGUUGAUCCAUCUCAGCAAUUCUACUUAGACUGAGAGACCGUUUAAAGUUAGUUUAUUAACACAACAAGAGUCGUCUGAGGGCUGUUCUGGUCGGGUCCAUAUUCAGUUCAGUCUGUGAGGAAGAAAGAGAUAAAGGUGUGUUCUGUCAGCGCACAAGGUGAUGGAAAUGACACAAGUGUGUUCAUCAAACCACAUCCUGUUUCCUUAAACACACACACAUGUGCACACGCACACACUUACACACACACGCAUGGGCACACCCAGGGGCAGAUUAAGGACUGAGGAAGAUCCGGGGCUCAACACACACACACGCGCGCGCACACACACACACACACACACACACACACACACACACACACACACGUGCACACACAGGCACAUACACACACUCACACACUUGCACACACACUCACGUGCACACACAGGCACAUACACACACUCACACACUUGCACACACACUCACGUGCACACAUAGGCACAUACACACACUCACACACUUGCACACACACUCACGUGCACACAUAGGCACAUACACACGCUCACACACUUGCACACACACUCACGUGCACACAUAGGCUCAUACACACUCACACACUUGCACACACACUCACAUGCACACAUAGGCACAUACACACGCUCACACACUUGCACACACACUCACGUGCACACAUAGGCACAUACACACACUCACACACUUGCACACACACUCACGUGCACACAUAGGCUGAUACACACACUCACACACUUGCACACACACCCACGUGCACACAUAGGCACAUACACACACUCACACACUUGCACACACUCACGUGCACACAUAGGCACAUACACACACUCACGUGCACACAUAGGCUCAUACACACACUUACACACUUGAACACACACUCACGUGCACACAUAGGCUCAUACACACACUCACACACUUGCACACACUCACAUGCACACAUAGGCACAUACACACGCUCACACACUUGCACACACACUCACGUGCACACAUAGGCUGAUACACACACUCACACACUUGCACACACACUCACGUGCACACACAGGCACAUACACACACUCACACACUUGCACACACACACUCACAUGCACACACAGGCACAUACACACACUCACAUACUUGCACACACACUCACCUGCACACACAGGCACAUACACACACUCACACACUUGCACACACACUCACCUGCACACACAGGCACAUACACACACUCACACACUUGCACACACACUCACGUGCCCACAUAGGCACAUGCACACACUCACAUACUUGCACACACACUCACGUGCACACACAGGCACAUACACACAUGCACUCACACACUUGCACACACACUCACGUGCACACAUAGGCACAUACACACACUCACACACUUGCACACACACUCACGUGCACACAUAGGCUGAUACACACACUCACACACUUGCACACACACUCACGUGCACACACAGGCACAUACACACACUCACACACUUGCACACACACACUCACAUGCACACACAGGCACAUACACACACUCACAUACUUGCACACACACUCACCUGCACACACAGGCACAUACACACACUCACACACUUGCACACACACUCACGUGCCCACAUAGGCACAUGCACACACUCACAUACUUGCACACACACUCACGUGCACACACAGGCACAUACACACACUCACACACUUGCACACACACUCACGUGCCCACAUAGGCACAUGCACACACUCACACACUUGUACACACUCUCACAUGCACACAUAUGCAAAUUCACACACUCACACACUUGCACACACUCACAGGCACAUACACACACUCACACACACAUUUCAGAGCUAACAACAGGAAAUCAACGGUUCUUUUUAUUCUAAGUCUGUGUCUGACGGACUUCAUUGAGUCAUUAACGACAACCAAUGGAUCGAUGCAACAUCUGGACCAACAGACACACACACUCUCACACACUCUGACAACACUGAACGCACCUCCAAGCGUCCCUCAUCGGUCUCAUCCCUGAGCGGGAUUGUGGGUAGGAUGAUGUCGACUGGGGAUCGAGGAGCCUCAUCCUCCUCCUGCACUUCGGUCAACACCAUCUGCUCAGAUGGCGAGCGCCCCGCCUCCUUCACCCUGUCCUCGUCCACCUCCUCCGUCUCCCUGCAGGAUGCCUCCCACUCCUCCUCCUCUUCAUCUUCAUCACUUCCCUAUGGUGCCGUUCCAGCCUACAACACCUCCUCCUCAUCCUCCAUGCCAAAGAGGAAUGACUCUGACAUCAGUCUGGACCUCACCCCCUCAUAACACCACAAGGAGGAGGAGGGGUUGCAAAGGUGAUGGGAGCAGGCCACGCCCCUAAUGGACAUGUGUCCAAUCCGGUGGCAGUGACGGCGGUGGCCAGGCCCAGGCAGCUUUCCGUCUGGACAGAGUGGUUCUGGAGAUUGUAGAGACAGAGCAGGCCUACGUCAGAGACCUGAAGAGCAUCGUGGAGGAUUACUUGGGCUGCAUCAUCGACCGCGGUGCUCUUCCUCUGAAGCCGGAGCAGGUCAGCACGUUGUUCUGUAACAUCGAGGACAUCUACGAGUUCAACAGUGAUCUCCUGGAAGAUUUAGAGAGAAGUCCAGACGCUGCGGCCAUCGCAGACUGCUUCGUGGAGCGGAGUGAAGCCUUUGACAUCUACACACUGUACUGUAUGAACUAUCCAAACUCGGUGGCGGUGCUGAAGGAGUGCAUGAAAAAUCAAAGUCUGGUUCGGUUCUUCCAGGAGAGACGGGCCACCCUCAAUCACUCGUUGCCUCUGGAAACGUACCUGCUGAAACCAGUUCAGAGGAUCCUGAAGUAUCACCUGCUCCUACAGGAACUUUCAAAACACUUUGAUAAGAGCGAAGCAGGAUAUGAAGUGGUGGAGGACGCCAUCAUCACCAUGACAGCAGUGGCCUGGUACAUCAACGACAUGAAGAGGAAACAGGACCACGCCCUGCGGCUGCAGGAAAUCGAGUCCCUGCUGGUGAACUGGAGCGGGCCGGACCUCGGCGGGUUUGGGGAGCUGGUUCUGGAGGGUUCUUUUAAAGUCCACAGGGUGAAGAAGGAGAGAGCGUUCUUCCUGUUUGAUAAGAUGUUGCUGAUCGCCAAGAAGAGGCUGGAGCAGUUCGUCUACAGCACACAUAUAUUUUGCUGCAACCUGCAACUGGUGGAGACCCUGAAGGACCCACUCUGCUUCAGAGUGUCGGACCAGACAAUCCCCAAACAGCAGCACGUGGUCCAGACAAAGAACCAGGAGGAGAAAAGACUCUGGGUCCACUACCUGAAGAGACUGAUCGUAGAGAACCACCCAGCUUCACUCCCUCAGAAGGCGAGACAAGUCCUCGGAGACAACUUCUGUCAGACUCCUCAGUUGAAUCAGGACCACCUGAAUGGGUCGUGCGCUUCUCCACGACUGGACGACAUUCCUGGUUUUCACCGCGGCCGGCGUCAGUCAGAACCUCCAGAGCUGCAGCUUUACAUGCCAGAGAAGUCCAGGAAGAGUCUCCCACUGCUGCUGGAGGGAAAUCUGCCGUACAGACGCACCAGGAGGCAGUCAGCUCCGGCCAAGGACAUCGAGGCAGCGUUUCAGCCCGCUGGUGAGAGAUCCUACUCAUUCCAACAGAAAUUCCAUUCUUUCCACCAACCAGCUGAGUGCAGCUGCUUCUAACUCAUAUAAACUGUUCAUCCGCUUUCACGUGGAAUUCACGCUUGAGCUGCGAUCACUGUUGAUGUU
Nothobranchius furzeri (turquoise killifish) is the source of this 3755-nucleotide messenger RNA. Lineage: Eukaryota; Metazoa; Chordata; Actinopteri; Cyprinodontiformes; Nothobranchiidae. The record is from RefSeq and is a predicted model, not a curated record.